ACUUCGUUGUCACGCUUUCAAAGCUUUUAGUUUCUGCUUUGUUCUUCUCUUUGAUUUGACAUUAAUUUAUUUGUUUUUAAAACUCUUAAAAAGGUUUCAUGCUUACUUAAGAGGCUUCUGGUUAAAGCAAAACGGCUCUCCCUUCAUAGAGAUUGAUGAUUGAUUGAGAGAGAGAGAGAGAGAGAGAGAGUGUGUUUUUGUUUUUUCACAAAAUGGCGGAAGUGAAAAAACCGAACACGUGGCGGGAGGAGGCGGCGAGUUUACUGGAAGACACGGGGAUAAUAUACACCGGGGAAACCAUCGGUUUCUCGUCGUUACCGCCGUUCAAAACAGCGAAAUCGACAGCGGCGGCGGCGGUUGUUGAGAGUGAUCAUGAAACGGAACCGCCGGAGAGUUUGAAGGAACAGAUGACGGAAUUUUUGAAAUCGUGGUGUGAGAUGCUACUAGAACUUGGAAGAGGAUGCAGAGAUAUUUUGCUGCAAACGGUAGUUACUGAAGAUUCGUUUAUAGUUCAGAAGCUUGGUGGACCCGUUGCCAAGGUCUCCGGUCGAUUGAGAUUCUUGAAUGAGUUCUUGCCUGAGGAUCGUGAUCCAGUUCAUGCUUGGCCUGUUAUUUUCUUCGUUUCCAUUCUUGCACUUUCAGCUCUGACUUUAAAUGGUGGACAUGAUGGAUUGGUAACGCCAGCGAAAAAAAUGCGUGUUCAUCCUCCUAGUGCGAGUCGCAUUCAACUUCCAGAUGGCAGACACUUGGCUUAUCGUGAUACUGGAGUUGCAGCAGAUAAAGCUCGAUUUUCUCUCAUUGCUCCUCAUUCUUUUCUUUCAUCCCGACUUGCAGGUAUACCGGGUGUUAAGACAUCGCUCCUUGAAGAGUUUGGUGUCCGCUUGGUCACAUAUGAUCUUCCUGGUUUUGGGGAGAGUGAUCCUCAUCCUAGUAGAAAUCUCAACUCAUCAGCAUUUGAUAUGCUACAUCUAGCUGAUGCUGUUGGUGUCAAUGAUAAGUUCUGGGUGUUGGGCCACUCAAGUGGAAGCAUGCAUGCUUGGGCUGCACUCAGAUAUGUUCCUCACAAAAUUGCUGGUGCUGCGAUGUUUGCUCCAAUAAUCAAUCCAUAUGAACCUAGCAUGACUAAGGAAGAAAUGAGAAGUAUUUGGGGUGAGUGGUUACCAAAAAGGAAAUUCAUGUAUUAUUUAGCUCAAAGAUUGCCAAAACUGCUGUCCAUUUUUUACCGCCGCAGUUUCCUCUCUGGUGAGCAUGGCCGAAUUGAUAAGUGGAUGUCUCUGUCACUUGGAAGGAGGGAUGAGAUUCUGACUGAAGGACCAACAUUUGAAGACUUCUGGCAUAGAGAUGUGGAGGAGUCAAUCCGUCAGGGAAAUACAAAACCAUUCAUUGAGGAAGCUGUCCUACAGGUUUCAAACUGGGGUUUCAGUUUGACUGAUCUUCAGGUGCAGAAGAAAUGUUACAGAAGUGGAAUUUUCCCUUGGCUCAGGUCCCUGUACAGUCAAGCAGAAUGCGAAUUGGCGGGAUUUCUGGGACCAAUACAUAUUUGGCAGGGGAUGGAUGACCAAGCAGUUCCACCAGCAAUGAUGGAUCAUAUAAUCCGGGUUCUACCAGGGGCCAUCAUUCAUAAGCUCCCAAAUGAAGGCCAUUUUUCCUAUUUAUUUUUCUGCGAUGAGUGCCAUCGGCAGAUAUUCUCUACUCUGUUUGGAAGCCCUCAAGGUCCUCUUGACCGGGCAAUGGACAAAGGUGAAAUCCCCUCCGAAGGAGAUAUGGAAGAGCAAUCAUUAGCUACUGAUUUUACCAACAAAUGAUACACCGCCAUAAAUUUACACUUUUUCCUUCUAUUUUCCCAAUUUUUGUGUAAAUACCACAGAUUGCUCCAUAAAGUUCAUUGUAGCACUUUAGAUGUCUCAAAAUUUCAGUCACAAGUACUUGGGAGAGUUGAGAGGUAAGGCUAAAAGACAACGUACUGGAGAGGUGAGAUAUUACAAGGCAGGGAGGCACUGAUCUUACCUAUUAACAAUUCUUCUGGCAUUUCCCCAUAUUCUAUGCUUGAAGAGUUGGUAAUCAAUAUUCAAUAUUGAAUGUGACAACUUUUUCUUACCAGAAAAGUGGGUAAUGCUAUGAUAAAACCUGGAUUAAAAACAGGGUUCCUGGUCUUAUCUCUGGUAAGCUAAGACCAAAAGACAUUUUUGUGGGAAACAGGGGUUGACAAAAGGUUUUCUUCUUGUACUGACAUGUUUCAGAAUCAUUCCUAGUGGGACAAGGCUUCUUGUGUUGGCAGGUGCCUCCACGUGCACAACCGUGGUUCGACUGGCAUGUGCACCUUACCGUUGCCUGUGCAUCGGAGGGUCAAGUUUGGUGGUUUGAGCUGCAUGUGCUUCUUCUGUACAUCAGACAUGUCCAUUCCUCGAAGGGGGCUAUGCCAAUUGAAAUCGAUGAAUCUUAACAAAACAAAAGACCAGCCAGUACAAAAGAACUAAUAAGAAAGGGUGACAAAUUCCCUGUUCUUAAAAACUGCAAUCCGUCCAUCUACCCUAAUCAAAAUGAGUAUUUAGUCCCAAUGCAAUGAUAUGAUUAAAUCAAGUCAAAAUGUUAACUUCGUUAAAAUUCUUCGUUGAUUUUAUUUUUAUUAGGUAGUUGAU
Messenger RNA from Durio zibethinus, 2639 nucleotides. RefSeq lists its product as uncharacterized. The record is from RefSeq and is a predicted model, not a curated record. NCBI's taxonomy places the organism in Eukaryota, Viridiplantae, Streptophyta, Magnoliopsida, Malvales, Malvaceae.